AUGGUUAGAAAACUGCUAACUCACAUACCCAGAAACGUGAAAUCCGAUCCACCAAUUGGAGGAUUCUUGGUAGGAGAGUUAGGGGUUGAAUCUGAAAUGACUUCUCUUCAUCUGGCUGCCUAUUCGGGAAAUGAAAAAAUUGUACAACUUCUUCUCAAUUCAACGGGUAUCGAGGUUGAUGCAGCGACGAAGGAAAACGGCUGGAACCCUUUGCAUCUGGCUUGCCUCGGUGGUCACAUAACUGUCGUGGGUCUGCUGUUGAGCAGAUCGGCGGAAUUGUUGCAUAGUUCGGAUCGUUACGGCAAGACCGGACUGCACAUCGCGGCGACACACGGGCAUUACCAGAUGGUGAAGGUCCUCUUGGGUCAGAAAGCAGAAAUAAACGCCACCGACAAGAACGGUUGGACACCGCUGCAUUGUGCGGCACGCGCCGGCCAUCUGGACGUCGUGAAGCUGCUCGUGGACAGCGGCGGAUCUCCGAAAACCGAGACGAAUCUCGGUUGCGCACCGAUCUGGUUUGCUGCAUCCGAGGGUCACAAUGAUGUGCUGAAAUACCUCAUGGAGAAGGAACACGAUACGUAUGCUUUGAUGGAAGAUAGAAGGUUCGUCUACAACAUGAUGGUCUGCAGCAAAAGUCAUAACAACAAACCGAUCGAAGAAUUCGUCCUGGUGUCACCCGCGCCGGUCGAUACUGCGGCGAAACUAUCCAACAUCUACAUGAAGCUUUCUGAAAAAGAAAAGGAGCGCGCGAAGGAUUUAAUUGCGGCUGGGAAACAGUGCGAGGCAAUGGCCACCGAGUUACUAGCUCUGGCGGCGGGCGCCGACUCGGCCGGCAGGAUCUUGACGUCGAUGGAUCGCAGGAAUGUCGAGUUCCUGGACGUGUUAAUUGAGAACGAACAGAAAGAGGUGAUCGCGCACACCGUGGUGCAACGCUACCUGCAAGAGCUGUGGCAGGGUAGCCUGAAUUGGAACGCGUUCAGGACGAUCCUGCUGUUCAUCGCCUUCAUCGUGUGCCCGCCGGUCUGGGUGGUGUUCGCCCUUCCGCUCGGGCACAGGUACAAUAACGUGCCUAUCAUCAAGUUCAUGUCGUAUCUUACGUCGCAUAUUUACUUGAUGGUCUUCCUAUUGCUUGUCGGCAUCACGCCGAUCUAUCCAGUGGUGAGGGCCAGCCUGAUACCGUACUGGUACGAGUGGUGCCUGCUGGUGAUGCUGUCGGGACUGUUGCUGUUUGAACUGACGAAUCCCAGCGACAAGAGCGGCCUCGGUUGGAUCAAGCUGGCGGUGCUGCUCUUCGGCAUAUUCGGCGUCGCGUUUCACCUGCUGGGAUUCGUAGUCGUCGAGAGACCGUUCUGGCCGACUCUCCUCUACCUAAGAAACCAGCUUUUUGCCCUCAGUUUCCUUUUAGCUUGCGUGCAGAUCCUGGACUUUCUGUCGUUUCACCAUCUCUUCGGGCCGUGGGCCAUCAUCAUCGGUAAUCUUAUGAAGGAUCUCGCGAGAUUCCUCGCGGUGUUGGCGAUCUUCGUCUUCGGCUUCUCCAUGCACUUCGUCGCGCUCAAUCAGGCGUUCAAGAACCAAACGCCGCAGGAAGCGCGGUUGGAGGACAGAAAGCAAAAGAAACCAUUCUCCGACGUGCAAGUUAAUGCGAUCGAUAUCACGGAGAAUCUUUUCUUCGCUAUUUUUGGCCAAAAAGACACCGACGCCUUUACGAUGUCAUUACACAAGAAACUGCAGCCGUCGUGGACGGAAAAUUUUUACAAGGUGUCAUUCUCAUUAUACAUGCUCGUCAGUGUCGUAGUAUUGAUUAAUCUAUUAAUUGCUAUGAUGACCGACACGUAUCACAACAUUCAAUCACAAAGUGAUAUCGAAUGGAAGUAUGGUCUCAGCAAAUUAAUUCGCAAGAUGCAAAAAACAAGGACAGCCCCAGCGCCGUUAAAUCUUGUUACUACAUGGGUAGAAUAUCUUAAGAACGCUUGUAUGAAAGGACGUAUUGAAAAGCAGAAAAUCGGCAGAUCGCGUGGAUACAUGGAACCCGAUAUGCAUCAAAACAUUUUUCCGAAAUAUUCUACCAAUACUAGAAUGCUUCCUCUACCGCGAGCAGCGAAGGAACAAAUUAACUUCUCGUUGCUUCAAUCAAGUCCAACUAUCAGUCAAACCUCAUUAAAUAUUCCGAAAAUACAAAACGUCGUCGACUGGGACGCAGUCCGUCGAAAGUAUCGCAUGCGAUUCGGAGACGAAAUCGAGAAACCGUCCAGUGAAGAGGCGACGCUCGCUGAAAUGGUUUGAACAAUAAAAUCGAUGCGCGCAGCAUACUCCCAUUACUACAUGUAAAAU
This is a messenger RNA of Wasmannia auropunctata (little fire ant), 2331 nucleotides long. Its product is annotated as short transient receptor potential channel 2-like. Gene Ontology annotation, molecular function: calcium channel activity; protein binding. The coding region runs from base 1 to 2283 and encodes 760 amino acids. The transcript has 7 exons. NCBI's taxonomy places the organism in Eukaryota, Metazoa, Arthropoda, Insecta, Hymenoptera, Formicidae. The record is from RefSeq and is a predicted model, not a curated record. Gene Ontology annotation, cellular component: membrane; glycosylphosphatidylinositol-N-acetylglucosaminyltransferase (GPI-GnT) complex. Gene Ontology annotation, biological process: GPI anchor biosynthetic process; calcium ion transmembrane transport.